Molecule: messenger RNA, 2398 nt
Organism: Trametes versicolor FP-101664 SS1
Lineage: Eukaryota; Fungi; Basidiomycota; Agaricomycetes; Polyporales; Polyporaceae
Product: homoaconitase
Exons: 3
Coding region: 4-2196 (730 amino acids)
Biological process (GO): L-lysine biosynthetic process
Molecular function (GO): homoaconitate hydratase activity; 4 iron, 4 sulfur cluster binding
Source: RefSeq, a predicted model, not a curated record
UCGAUGCGUCUCCCGACACGGUGGAGGGGCACGCACCCCUUUGCGUCAAGAUGCUACGCGACGGCGACUCCGCGGAUACCACAAACCAUCAUUGAAAAGGUCGUACAGCGGUAUGCAGUCGACCUACCUCAAGGGAAGACUGUCAAGGCCGGAGACUACGUUAUGAUACGCCCUGAGCAUGUCAUGACACACGACAAUACAGGUCCUGUCAUUACAAAGUUCAAGUCAAUAGGUGCAACUCGAGUCCAUAACCCGAAGCAGCUCGUCUUCACCCUCGACCAUGACGUUCAAAACAAGACGCCGAAAAACCUUUCCAAAUACGCGUCUAUCGAAGCCUUUGCAAGGCAAAAUGGAAUCGACUUCUACCCCGCUGGGCGAGGCAUCGGACACCAGGUCCUCGUCGAAGAAGGCUACGCCUUUCCCAAUGCUCUCACUGUCGCCAGCGACAGUCACAGUAACAUGUACGGCGGUGUUGGCUGUGUCGGUACGCCCAUAGUGCGGACGGACGCGGCUGCUCUCUGGGCGACCGGCAAGACAUGGUGGCAGGUACCCCGGAUGAUCAAGGUGGAGCUUAAGGGAAAGCUCACCCCCGGCGUCACGGGCAAGGAUGUCAUCGUUGCACUGUGCGGCUACUUCAACAAGGACGAGGUCCUCAAUGGCGCUCUCGAGUUCGCAGGAGACGGUAUCUCGGCUCUGACAGUCGAUGAACGGCUCACGAUCGCGAACAUGACGACCGAAUGGGGAGCGCUUGCGGGCGUAUUUCCUGUGGAUGAUGUUACUCUGGACUGGUACGAACGCGCUUUGAAGAGGCUGGAGCUCCGCACAUUCUCUACUCCUGCUCUAUCUACGUCUAUCCCACCUCCACCUGAACACCCUCGGAUCAACCGUUCUCGCCUCGACUCCCUCCGUGCAAACAUCAUUCGGUCAGACCCCGACGCCUCCUACGCGUCACAUCUCGUACUUGACCUUUCUACGCUUGUUCCGCAUGUAUCUGGUCCGAACAGCGUCAAGGUAUCAACUCCCCUCCCGGUCCUCGAGUCGAAGCGCGUUCCGAUCCAGAAGGCAUACCUCUUGAGCUGCACCAACGCACGUGCCUCUGAUAUCGCGGCUGCUGCCGCCGUCAUGAAGGGCCAUAAAGUCGCGCCGAGCGUCGAGUUCUACGUUGCGGCAGCUAGUUCCGAGGUCCAGCAAGACGCGGAGAAGUGUGGUGACUGGGAGACCCUUGUCGUCGCCGGUGCGAAGCCUCUGCCAGCUGGCUGUGGACCUUGCAUCGGGCUGGGCGUCGGCUUGCUUGAGGACGGAGAGGCGGGCAUCAGUGCAACGAACAGGAACUACAAGGGUCGAAUGGGACACCCGAACGCGCAAGCGUACCUUGCAUCGCCCGCUGUCGUGGCGGCCAGUGCGAUUAAGGGGUAUAUCGCCAGCCCCGACUCCCUGGACUCGGCCUCGCUCCCUGCCUCUGGCGCGCCGCAGUUCUCCAUCGUCACGCCUGGCAAGGACGGCGCGGCGCCCACCGCCUCCGUCGAAGCUGAAGAACCUGUCCUUCCUGGUUUCCCGACCACAUUCGCCGGUCCCCUUCUCUUCACGCCUCAGGAUAACCUGAACACGGACGCUCUUUACCCCGGCAAAUACACAUACCAAGACGAUAUCACUCUCGCCCGUCAGGCCGAGGUCGUGAUGGAGAACUACGACCCCUCGUUCGCGGCGCUCGUCGCCUCCAUCCGCAAGGAGCAGGAGCAGACCGCACAUGUGGCAUCUGGCAUCAAGCAGGGCGUCGUCCUGGUCUCGGGGUACAACUUCGGCACGGGCUCGUCUCGUGAGCAGGCUGCCACCGCGCUGAAGUCGGCCGGAGUGCCGCUUGUCAUCGCGGGCUCCUUCGGCGACAUCUUCAAGCGGAACGCGAUCAACAACGGGCUCGUAUGCAUCGAGUCCCCCGAGCUUGUCGCAGACCUCACGAGCGAGUACGCGAAGGACGGAAAGCGCGGCGCGGGCGGCAAGAAGGGCGAGCUCACCGUGAACGAGGGUCACGUCGUCGACGUGAAGGUCGUCGAGGGCCGCGUCGAGGUCCGCUGGCCGAGUGGGGAGAUGCGGACGUACAAGGUUGGCCGAGUGGGCGCGAGCGUGCAGGAGCUCUGGAUCUGCGGCGGUCUCGAGGGAUACGUCCUGAAGUCGAUCAAGGAAGCGGGCGCUGCGUGAGGCGGUGUUCCUAGGGCGCACAUGAGCUAGUCUAUCAAAAGUAGUGUACACAGGAGGGUUCUAUAUGCACAAUGUCAGGAGCUCAUAGGAUGCUGUGUCGGGAAUCAACGCUGAGCCCUUCAGAUCGUUCUCGAAUACCUGCGGCAUUGACACGAUAAUAUCCGAUGUCCUUGGAUUGGUCAUAUCAGAUAUAAUCACUCGU